AAACAUUGUAAAUACUUAUCGCUCGAACGUGCGAAUAUUUUCUCUAACUUCUGGUUCACAAUGGACAGUUUGCUUUUGUAUUGCUCACGAUUUUUUUUCCAUACUAUCGCAGUCGAAGUGGUCAUGUAUUCAUAUUUUUUGCACAUUUCAACUUAUGCACUCGCUACGUGAUGUGUAUAUAAGUGCAACUCAAAAAGAAAAGAACUUUUGACACUUUUGGGAAAUUUUGUGAAUAUAAUUUGAAUUUUUGAAACUUCGCUUCGUUAAAAUCAACUAGUUCAACAGGUAAAAAUGACUUUUGCCGGAGACGAUCACAAGGAUUCUUUUACUUCAAAAUUAAAGUUUUAUAACUAUGAAUUUCAGUGGAGAAUUGAAAAUUUCGCGUUUCUUUGUAAAACUAUGAAAAAAAUUACUUCUAAAAAAUUUAAAUCAAAUCACUCAGAAGGUUAUUAUUUUAUUGAAUUUGAUCUUACAGAAUUAACAGAAGGUGAUAAAGAUCCAUUUGUUAUUCGCUUCAUUUGUGCAGACGACAUUAGACAGUUUAUAAAUUUCAAAAUAGAAAUAUCUAAUUGUUUGGAAAAGAGUAAAUUAAAAUCUCUCCAUACUUUUAAUAAAACAAUAAGACCAGAACAAUUGUCUAUAAAAGUAUCAGAAUUGCUAAGUGCUUCAGAAAAUAAAGAACUAAACACUAUUUUAUUGAAAUGCGAGUUUACAGUUUUUGUUCCUAAUACAAAUGCAAUGCAAACACCGCUUAUUGCUAUUGAAAAAUGUAAUGGAUUAAUGGAAAGUAAUAAAAAAUUUCUCGACAAUGAAGAAUUCAAAGAUGUUACAUUUAAUGUUGAAGAUAAAAAAUUCACCGCUCACAAAAUCAUUCUCGCCAGUCGGAGUCCUGUGUUUGCUGCAAUGUUCAAGAACAAAAUGAAGGAGGAACUAACAUCCGUUGCUGAAAUUAAUGACAUAAAACCAGAAAUUUUUCAACAAAUGUUGAAUUUCAUCUACACUGAUCGAGUGGAGAAUCUAGAAGAAUCAGCAGUUGAAUUAAUAGACGUUGCAGAAAAAUAUCAACUAGAAAAUCUUAAGUCUAUGUGCAUCAAUAGUCUAAAUGACAAUCUGUCUUUAACCACAGUUAGUAAGACUUUGGGGGCUGCCCAAUUGUAUUCAAUUGAACUGCUAAAAAAUAAAUGCUUUUAUUUUAUAUCUGAGAGAAAGUAUGACAUUCUUGAGACAAAGGAGUUUCAAGAAUUAAUAAAAGAACAUCCAAAAUUAUCAAUCGAUAUUUUAAAAAUUGAGAAAAAGGUAAACCCUGUGGAAGAAGAAGAAGAAGAAAAAAUUUUUUUUAAUAAUUGGGGUUAUAGUUUUAAGUAAAUAUAUUUUGGUACACUUUCUCAAUUAUGCAUCUUGUUUAUUGAUACAGUAUAAAGAGAUAAAAUAAGACAUUCGAAAAAAGAACCUAAGUAGCAUAAAAUCUAUAUAUGUUAUACAUUUGUAAUAAACUUAUCCGUUUCUUUUUAA
This is a messenger RNA of Leptopilina heterotoma, 1512 nucleotides long. RefSeq names its product speckle-type POZ protein-like. The record is from RefSeq and is a predicted model, not a curated record. Gene Ontology annotation, molecular function: ubiquitin protein ligase binding. Lineage: Eukaryota; Metazoa; Arthropoda; Insecta; Hymenoptera; Figitidae. The coding region runs from base 292 to 1365 and encodes 357 amino acids. The transcript is spliced from 2 exons. Gene Ontology annotation, biological process: regulation of proteolysis; proteasome-mediated ubiquitin-dependent protein catabolic process. Gene Ontology annotation, cellular component: cytoplasm.